UCCACACAAGAAUUUUCCACAUUGCAGUGUAUUUUAUAAAAUAUACCGUGACGAGUUACGUCAUUUACAAAGCAAUAUUUAUAUAAUGCAUUUGUGAUACAAAAUUAUAUCCAAGACGUGUUAGCCUGCAAAAUGUCCUCAUUUAUAAAUCAUAGAAACGAAAGUACAGUGAGUGUUGUGGAAGCAAGUGCGAAAGAUAACGUAACGUUUUAUAAAAUCGUAAUAAAAGUGGGUUCAGUGCAGUGGAGCGUUCUGCAUCGGUACAGUGAUUUUGUGGAUCUGAACGACAAGUUGGUGGCUGAUCAUGGGCUGGCCAAAGACCUGUUGCCACCGAAAAAAGUUAUACGAAACAAAUCACCAAAAUUUGUGGAACAGAGGCGAGAAGCGUUGGAUGUGUAUUUAAAGAAUGUUUUUAACUUCUUGAAGCUGUCGAUGCCCACAAUUCUAGCUCACUUCCUGGAUUUUCACUUGUAUGACAUAUUUUUUAUCCUGCAAGAGUUGGCUAAGAAAUUAUUUUUGGAUGGGGACAAACUACUAGAAUGUGAAAAAACGCAUAAGUUUAAGCCUAUAGAGUUACAUGCAAUAAGUGAACGACUCAAAAUGGCAUGUCCACAAACUGAAACGCAGGAUAAAAUGUACGACUUCAGUCAUGUACUGGAUUUCUGCUCCCAAGUCCGAUCACUGAGCAUUGAAGGUAGCUACGAGAAGCUCGGCACGAGUAACAUCAUACCAAACAAUCUGCAGUUUGAUCUGAUACCGUUUAAGGCGUUGUUGGAGUUGAAAAUAAUGGGUGUGCCCAUGAGUUGUAUUACUAGUGUUGGAACAUUGAGGGAGACUCUAGUUAGUUUAUCAGUAUUAAUAGCGUCUGUGGUCUCACUGAACGAGUUUCUUCUGGUGGAUGUACUACACAAGGAACCAUCAAGUCUCGCUGAUACUGUGAUAUGGAAGAAACUAUCAAGCAUAGCGUUCGCGAGCAACAACAUAAACAGCAUCGACUGGGCUAUCAAGCUGGUACCCAAGCUGCAGCACCUCAACCUGUCGUCCAAUAAGCUGGACCAGCUGUGCGACAUCUCCAGCCUCCACCAGCUCCAAGUCCUCAACCUGUCCAUGAACAGGUUCCAACUCUGCGAAAAUUGGCACGCCAAAAUAGGUAAUAUCGUCAAAAUAGACCUGUCGCAGAACAAAGUGGAAUCUCUACGAGGUUUCUCCAGGUUAUAUUCUUUGCAGAGUCUGGACUUGAGCUGCAAUUUGGUUACCGAUGUGGAGGAGGUGCAGUAUAUCUGUAACCUCCCGUGUUUAGAGUACCUCCGUUUGACGGCCAACCCAGUGGCUUCAUCCAUAGACUAUAGAGUGAAAGUCAUAGAGCAAUUCAACUCUAGAAUGACAGAAAUAUAUUUGGACAACGAAAAAGCUUCAGAGAAAGAGUUGGAUACAGCACUAGUAUUGCAGGCUCUAAGAAUAGUGAAGGAAGGUAAGACGCCAUCGUUCCUACAGACGAGCCAGACUAGCCACAAUUUUAAUAAAAGUUGACAGUAGAAUAUACAUUGGCGUAUAACUGACAUACAGAACCUACAAGGAUGUUUUGGCGCGUGGACGCAGAGCAAUGUCAUUUUGGCCAUGUUCGCAAUGAUAAAUAUGACAGAAAUACGUGAGAUUAAAACAGCUGUCUCAAAUGAAACGUUUUACCAAAUGGCGGUGUUCUGAUUUUGAAUGCGUCAAAACAGCCUUGAAAGUCUGUUGAAAACUCUUUUGUGCGUGGCGCUAUGUGUGGGUAACACACACACACAGGCGCGUAUGUAUGGGGUCGUGACACUAACAACAUUACUAACAUUUAUACGUGGGAGAGCCAUGCUUAGGCACGAAUGGGCCGGCUUGA
Messenger RNA from Aricia agestis (brown argus), 1876 nucleotides. RefSeq names its product nischarin. The record is from RefSeq and is a predicted model, not a curated record. Bases 133 to 1530 code for a protein of 465 amino acids. Gene Ontology annotation, cellular component: cytoplasm. The transcript has 4 exons. NCBI's taxonomy places the organism in Eukaryota, Metazoa, Arthropoda, Insecta, Lepidoptera, Lycaenidae. Gene Ontology annotation, molecular function: phosphatidylinositol binding; protein kinase binding.